Sordaria macrospora k-hell is the source of this 705-nucleotide messenger RNA. RefSeq lists its product as uncharacterized. The record is from RefSeq and is a predicted model, not a curated record. Gene Ontology annotation, molecular function: protein binding. Lineage: Eukaryota; Fungi; Ascomycota; Sordariomycetes; Sordariales; Sordariaceae.
AUGCACCCCAGCCUGUCAUAUUUGCUGUCAAUUCAAGAAAAAGGAACCGAAUCCGAGUACAACAUAGCUGCGAAACUGGCCCCCAAUGAUCCAGCUCCCUUUUCCAACCUCUCGGCCGUCAAGUACGAAAAGGGCGAGUAUGCGGAUGCCGCCAAAUUUGCGGCCAAGGCGUUAUCUCUGUAUCCUGAUUCCGAGGCCGAAGCGGCAAAGAGAGAGAAGGUCCAUGUGCGGCUUGCAAAAUCCUACUUGCACGACCUCAAGCUGGACGACGCUUCAGCGGCUGCCGAGAAAGUCGCGACAGACCAUGUGCGAGCUUCCUUGCUAGCCGACAUUGGCCAGCUGCGAGACGUGGUGGCAGACUCAAUUUCGGCUGCUUCCGACAAGACAUCGAUGAGGAAGCAUAUCUUGGACCGCCUCCCACAAUUCAGACCCGGCCUGUCAAGAAACCUGGGAUACUACGCCGUUGGUCACGAUGAAGCGGAGCAGAUCUGGGACCACACCAUCUUCGACUUGACGAGCAACCCGCCAGUACCCAAGAACAAGAAGCUGUCUGUCCUCUACUGCGGCUUUGGUGAUGCACGCAAUUUCUUCGCCAGCAUCAUUCGCUCCUACUUAUUGACUCACAUCGGACACUUCCCAGAGGUCCACUACACGCUGCUCGACAUCAAGGCAGCCUCCUUGGCCCGGUUUAUGGUGAUUCUCUAG